AUGAUGUGGCAUCGCUACCUGAGUACAGCAUCGCGAACCAUUCGGAGAGUAACCCUAGCCCUAUGUGAACUGAAAGAUGAGGUUAUCAAGUUCCCUGAAACUCUGGAGAAAGUGAGAGACACCCAAGUUUCCUUUUUUGAGGUUGCAGGAUUUCCGAAUAUUGUUGGGGCGAUCGAUGGAACUCAUGUUAAUCUCCACGGAGCACCUCUAGGAGAAGAGGAGUACAUCUAUGUCAAUAGAAAAGGAAGGCAUUCAAUAAAUGUUCAGUUGAUUUGCAAUACCCAAUACAAGAUCACGAAUGUUGUCGCCAGGUGGCCUGGUAGCACCCAUGACAGUAGGAUAUUGAGGAACAGUGCAAUUGGACAGCGAUUCGCUAAUGGUGAACUUCAGGGAAUCUUGUUGGGGGAUUCAGGUUAUCGUUUGGAAAGAUGGCUCAUGACACCUGUGAGAGAUCCACACACAGAAGCUGAAAGGAGAUACAACAGAGCUCAUUGCCGAACCCGGGUCGUCAUCGAGAUGGUCAACGGCCAGUUAAAGAAUAAACUAAGAUGCCUCAUUGCGUCUGGCCUCCAACUAUCCCCUGAAAGAGCAUGUGAUGUAAUAGUUGCAUGUUGCGUUCUGCACAAUGUAAGCAAGGAUCUCAGGGAGCCAAAUUACCAUGAAGGAGGGGAAGAAGAUGUUGAAUUACCACCCAUUGACCAAGCUUAUGAUCCUGUAGGAGAAGGAGCAGCUACUAGGAGAGACAUUAUCGAUACUUAUUUCACCUAGAGUUCACUUUUCUAUUCUGGAAUUGAGGUGUCACUAUUGCAUAUAUUCAUAUUAGAAUACCAAUAUUUACCCUUUAUGCUGAGUGCAAUAUAUUAGAUCCUUUAUAAUCCAAUUUUCAAAGAUUUGGAAUAGCAAUUGAAAUAAACAUCCAAACCUACAAAAUUUUACAGAUCAAAGUUUGCAACAGUGAUGGAAAUUUAGAA
Molecule: messenger RNA, 971 nt
Organism: Lytechinus variegatus (green sea urchin)
Lineage: Eukaryota; Metazoa; Echinodermata; Echinoidea; Temnopleuroida; Toxopneustidae
Product: putative nuclease HARBI1
Exons: 4
Coding region: 1-768 (255 amino acids)
Source: RefSeq, a predicted model, not a curated record